AUGGACCGCGACGUGUACGCGCUGCUGCCGCUUCCCGCGCUCGGGUCUUUGCCGCUGUCUUUCCGCAUCUCUUCGAUACAAGGCUUUCUUGCCCGGCACUCUGCCGUGCAGCUCUUGGACGAGCCACAGGCGCGACUGUGGGGAAAGCACAAUGACGAAUUUCCUGACCUCUACGUAGAAGUGAGGGUGUAUGCGGACAACAAACCUCUUUCUGAGCCUGUUCGUACAAGCUACAAAUCAAUGAGAAAUGGCUGGAGGUGAGCGAGCUUGCUGCAGCGAGUUGUACAACGGGGUGAACCUAGCUGACUUGAGACCUGCGUAUGCCCAGGUUCAACGAUUCUAUCACAUUUGCGACCUUGCCACUAUCCUCACUACCACUCAACGCUCAGGUAGGCUUGACCAUUUGGGACUCCGCGGGCAGACUAGAGGGUGGUAAGAGAUGCGUCGGCGGAACUACUUUCAAGCUCUUUGGCAAGAAAGGGUGAGUCGCAAACCGCCACCCGCCGUACACCAGCUAGAUCAAGCGCUGAUGGAUCAUGCCCUACUCCUCCCCGUGUAGCACCCUGAAAACAGCGUCACACAGGUUGUUCGUUUGGCCAGAGAUGCAAGCGGAUGGAAGUGCGGAGACAUCGACGCCAUCGAAGGUCAGAGGUGCUGCUGCUGAGAAUGUCGCAAGAGGUGGAGCAGCUCAAGGCUCAGAUGCGGAUGGGCUGGGAGUCGGCGCCAGUGAUGAGCAGGGCAAGGAUGAGAUGGGGAGGCUAGAAAAGGUGUGUCCACGUGAGAUAAGUAAUGCGCACAUGUACAGCGCUCUCAUGGCUCCCUCCGUUCCCGCCUCCCGCCUCUGCGUUUCAGCUCAUCAAGCUUCACGAAGCAUCAUCUCUUCCGCGGCUGGCUUGGCUGGACAAGCUGACCUACCGGCAGAUUGAGAGAAUCAAUGCAGAGCAAGGUGUGCACUCCCAGGCUAUGUGGCUCUAUGUUGAUCUGCCCCGCUGGGAUGCGCCUGUCGUCUGGUGUGAGCUGGAAGGGAACCCUGCGCAUACCGUGGCAUCGACCUCAGCAGCGCCUACAGGCGUCGAACCAGUCAACACAACGCCGGGGGUUGGCGCAAUCGACACUGGCUUCUUUACAGUCUUUGACGCCGAGCAGAUUCCCAUGCAGGAUCCUCUGGAUGGUAGAUGGGGACUAUUGGAAAACCCAAUCGAGGCGAAAUCAAGGCGUCUGGCCAGAAGCCACCGCAACGGACCGCUCGAUCGAGAGCUAAAGCCAGACGCCGCAAUUCGAGACGAGCUCAACGUGAGUUGGCUACGUGAUGGUCUCCACGUUCAAGCGCUGACGGGACCGCGCGAAUACGUCUAGGAUAUCCUCUCCUACCCACCCACUCGAGCACUGACCUCACGAGAAGCAGAUCUCUUAUGGUCGUUCCGCUUCUAUCUGUCAAGAUUCCCGGGUGGCUUGACUAAAUUUCUCAAGUCUGUGUCCUGGUCAGAUCAGGGAGAAGCAAAGCAAGCCACUGAGGUGCUGAUGCCCAUGUGGGCUAAGAUUGGCUUAGACGAUGCUCUUGAGCUGCUUGGACCUGGAUUUCGUGACCAGCGUGUUCGGCAUUACGCAGUACAGACAUUGGAGCGUGCCGACGAUGACGUGAGUGCGACUCCGUGAAGCUCAGAGGAUCUGGACGCGAUCGCUCAUACAACGCACCGCUACAAUCUGUCCAGGAACUUAUUCUGUACCUUCUACAGUUGGUACAAGCGUUAAAAUUCGAUGACGCGUCAGCUGUGGGAGCUCCGGAGCCCGGACCAUUGACCUCGUUCGGACCAGAGAGCGGGGUUUCCAGUGGGGCGGAUUCUGCUACCCUUGCACAUACGGCACCAGGCGAUCUCAUCGGCGUCUCGCAGACUUUGAGGCCCUAUCUGAUCAAUCGCGCUCUGAAGUCUGCUCAGUCCGGUGACUUGGUACUGGCCAAUAACUUAUAUUGGUAUUUGACGGUAGAGACGGAGGACAAGAGAUGGGGCCGCAUGUAUCGAGAUGCGAGGCAAGAGUUUCUGAGCUCGUGCGAGAGAGUGAGUGGUGCGGUGUGAACCCUUGCACUAGCACUGUUGUAACACUACAAGCUGCUUAUCCUCUCAAAUAAAGGUGGGCGAUGCUCUGCUAGCCUCGCUAUUCAAACAACAAGCCGCGCUCGUUGCUCAGCUUAGCAAGCAAGCUCUGCUUCUUCGAUCCUCCAAGGACUCUCGCCCAAAGAAAAUUGACAAGCUCCGAGCUUUCAUUGCGGAUCCAAAGUCAAAAUUGCAGGAUUUUGAGACAUCAGGUCUACCGCUGCCGCUGGACGCCACGGUCCGCGUGAGUGGGAUCAGGGCUGAGGAGAGUACAAUCUUCAAGAGCAACCUGUUUCCGUUACUUCUGCAAUUUGACAGAGUACCGCAGCUGCAGCCGUCACACGAAUACGGAGAAGCGUCGGCUGAGUCGUAUGGCGUCAUCUUCAAGAAUGGCGACGACCUUCGCCAGGACCAAUUGGUGAUUCAGCUUUUCACCUUGAUGGACAAGCUGCUACGCAACGAGAAUCUCGACCUGCGCAUGACGCCCUACCGCGUCCUAGCUACAGCCUCGCUGGACGGAAUGGUCCAAUUUGUGCAAUCCGCGAGCGUCGCAAGCAUCCUGGCGACCCACAGCGGAAAUCUAUUGAACUACCUGCGCUCAUAUCAUCCUGAUGAGACCAGCCUGGCGACGUAUGGUGUGAGGCCAGAGAUUUUGGACACCUUCAUCAGGAGCUGUGGUACGUCAUCAGCAGCGAGACGAUGACCUGCGCCAUCUGACAAACGGCUCAUUUGACGGGCCCCACCUCUCUGUGCAGCUGGAUAUUGCGUGGUUACAUACCUCCUCGGCGUGGGGGACCGCCAUUUGGACAAUCUUUUGUUAGCGCCUGAUGGUCAUUUCUUCCACGGUGCGUUGAAGCAACUGCGUUAGGGGUUUAAGCGUGGCCCCACGACGCUAGAACUAAAUUUGCAACUUUCGAUUUGUGAUUGAGCAGUGGACUUUGGCUACAUCCUUGGCAGAGACCCAAAACCGUUUCCUCCAGCUGUCAAGCUUUGCAAGGAGAUGGUGGAUUGCAUGGGUGGAACGCAAUCACAGCACUACUUGCGGUUCAAGAGUCUCGCUCAUACGGCUUUCGCAAAUUUGAGAAAAAACGCUAACCUGAUUUUGAAUUUGAUUGCGCUGAUGGUGGAUGCCAAUGUGCCCGACAUCAGAGUGGAGCCAGACAAAGCUGUACUCAAGGUGGGUCGACUAGGCGGAGCGCUGCGAACGAAUAAGCUGCUCAUCUCACAAAUGACUUGCUGGUUUGCCAGGUCCAAGAAAAGUUCCGCCUUGAGCUCGGAGAAGAAGAGGCAAUCCAAUUCUUCGACGGCCUUCUCAACGAGACAUCGUAUGUCACCAUGGUAUUUGAUCGGCUACACGAUGCGGCACAAUUCUUUAGGUCAUGA
Ceraceosorus bombacis is the source of this 3476-nucleotide messenger RNA. Lineage: Eukaryota; Fungi; Basidiomycota; Exobasidiomycetes; Ceraceosorales; Ceraceosoraceae. The record is from the annotation of a GenBank genome assembly.